AUGGCGCAGAAAGAUCAGCUGGACCCAGAAACCUUCUCUUGUGUGAUCUGUCUGGAUCUACUGAAGGAUCCGGUGACUACUACCUGUGGACACAGCUACUGUAUGAGCUGUAUUAAAGGAUUCUGGGAUGGAGAGGAUCAGAGGAAGAUCUACAGCUGCCCUCAGUGCAGACAGGCAUUCACACCGAGGCCUGUCCUGAAGAAAAACACCAUGUUAGCAGCUUUAGUGGAGCAGCUGAAGAAGACUGGACUCCAAGCUGCUCCUGCUGAUCACUGCUAUGCUGGACCUGAAGAUGUGGCCUGUGAUGUCUGCACUGGGAGGAAGAGGAAAGCCACCAAGUCCUGUCUGACGUGUCUGAUGUCUUACUGUGAGAAUCACCUCCAGUCUCACUUUGAAUCAACCAAAUUAAAGAAACACAAGCUGGUGGAGCCCUCGGAGAAGCUCCAGGAGAACAUCUGCUCUCGUCAUGAUGAGGUGAUGAAGAUAUUCUGCCGUACAGAUAAGAAGUGUAUCUGUUAUCUGUGCACUAUGGAGGAUCAUAAAGGCCACGACACAGUCCCAGCUGCAGCAGAAAGGACUGAGAGGCAGAGAGAGCUCGAGGUGAGUCGACUAAACAUCCAGCAGAGAAUCCAGGACAGAGAGAAAGAUGUGAAGCUGCUUCAACAGGAGGUGGAGGCCAUCAGUCUCUCUGCUGAUAAAGCAGUGGACGACAGUGAGAAGAUCUUCACUCGGCUGAUCCGUCUCCUCCAGAAAAGAAGCUCUGAUGUGAAGCAGCAGAUCAGAUCCCAGCAGGAAACUGAAGUGAGUGGAGUCAAAGAGCUUCAGGAGAAGCUGCAGCAGGAGAUCACUGAGCUGAAGAGGAAAGACGCUGAACUGAAGCAGCUCUCACACAAAGAGGAUCACAACCAGUUUCUACACAACUACCCCUCAGUGUCACAUCUCAGUGAACCUACAGACUCAUCCAGCAUCAAUAUCCGUCCUCUGAGAUACUUUGAGGAUGUGACAGCAGCUGUGUCAGAGCUCAGAGAUAAACUACAGGACAUCCUGAGGGACAGACGGACAAAAUUCUCACUGACAGAGACUGAAGUGGACGUUUUAUUGCCACAACCAGAACCAGAGUCCAAGACCAGAGCUGAGCUCUUAAGAUAUUCACGUGAAAUCACUCUGGAUCCAAACACAGUAAACACAUAUCUGUUAUUAUCUGAGGGGAACAGAAAAGUAACAUAUACUAAACAACCACAGUCUUAUUCUAGUCACACAGACAGAUUCAUUAAUUAUACUCAGGUCCUGAGUAGAGAGAGUCUGACUGGACGUUGUUACUGGGAGGUGGAGUGGGAAGGAGUAGUUGAGGUAGCAGUCGCAUACAAGAAUAUCAGCAGAGCAGGAGAUGAAUCUCUAUUUGGAUGUAAUGACCAAUCUUGGUCUUUAGUUUGUGACACUGACAGUUAUGAAUUUUGCUUCAACAACAUUGAGACUCCCAUCUCAGGUCCUGUUUCCUCCAGAGUUGGAGUGUACCUGGAUCACAGAGCAGGUAUUCUGUCCUUCUACAGCGUCUCUGAAACCAUGACUCUCCUCCACAGAGUCCAGACCACAUUCACUCAGCCUCUCUAUGCUGGACUUUGUCUUGGUGAUGAAUCCACAGCUGAGUUGUGUAAAGUGAAAAAUACAGGAGUCAUUUCAGGCUUCAUGUGUCAGAUGUUAUAA
This is a messenger RNA of Scomber scombrus (Atlantic mackerel), 1704 nucleotides long. Its product is annotated as tripartite motif-containing protein 16-like. Gene Ontology annotation, molecular function: zinc ion binding; protein binding. Lineage: Eukaryota; Metazoa; Chordata; Actinopteri; Scombriformes; Scombridae. The transcript has 2 exons. Bases 1 to 1704 code for a protein of 567 amino acids. The record is from RefSeq and is a predicted model, not a curated record.